Pseudomassariella vexata is the source of this 1472-nucleotide messenger RNA. Its product is annotated as putative UbiE/COQ5 family methyltransferase. Bases 342 to 1211 code for a protein of 289 amino acids. The record is from RefSeq and is a predicted model, not a curated record. NCBI's taxonomy places the organism in Eukaryota, Fungi, Ascomycota, Sordariomycetes, Amphisphaeriales, Pseudomassariaceae. The transcript has 4 exons.
GCUAAGUCCGUUCCCUUGCCUUGUUGGAGAAUAUAGCAAUAUGUUGCACUUGUUUCACUGUUGUGCAUGGCUCAAAACUUUGAUAACCUGGUCUCGUCCCUCGAUGAACCCCUCAGCUAACUGCGACCAUUUUCAGCGACUUUCACCCAUCCGUUCAGCUCAUGUUCUUGCGAACUAGAGAGCAUUUCGACGUCUGGAAUGGACCAUAAAUUGCCGUAGACAUCCACCACACUUCACGACCUGUCUCCCUUUUUCCUUCGGGUAGAUUAGUUUCAACCAAAAUACACACACAAUCAUCACCAGCACACAAAGCUGCAUCACUUGUUCCAACCCCUAUCAAUAUGGCAACCAUGACCACCUUACCCAGCGGAGGAAGCACCCUCAAUAUCAAGUCCCGUAUCGGCAUGCCUGAGUUCUUCGGCACCAGUGAAGCCAGCAACAUCUACUCGAGUGCGGAGCACCUGACGGGCCCCGUAGCCACACCGCUCCUCGAGCACGCGGGUCUGAACCAGGAUAUCAAAACGCCCAUCGAAGUUUUGGACCUGGCAUGCGGCACGGGUGUGGUCUCAGCCCACCUGCAUCAGAUCCUCAAAGAACACAACACGCAGGAGCUGGUGAAGCUGACGUGCGCCGACCUGUCCGAUUCUCAGAUUGCGCAUGUGCGCCGCCGUAUGCAGGAGAAUGGGUGGCCCAAUACCGAGGCGGUGGUUGUGGAUGCUUCUCAAUCGAGCCUCCCGUCUGACAACUACGACGUGGUUAUAAUUGGUAUGGCGCUCAUGCUCAUUCCUGAUUCACGAGGGGCCGUCAAAGAGUGUUACCGCAUGCUCAAACCCAACGGCUGCUUCGCUGUCUCACUCUGGCACAUCGAAGGCUGGAUAUACGAUGUUCGGGACGCACUCUCCAACCUGCCCGGCUCUCCUCCGUGGCCCCAAGACUCCGACGAGCUCAUUUCGGCAUGGGCAAUGGGACCCUGGCACAACGUCCGCUUCGUCAAGGCGACCUUCCAAGCCGCAGGGUUCUUCUGCUACAUCUUCCGGGCCUUCAUGCGCUGCGUCACUGACGACUACUGGACCCCCGAGCAGCGGGCACAGUGCAUGCCCCUGAUCGAGCCGGCAUUGAAGGAUUUCUUCAAUAAGAAGUAUGGGCUUGGGCAGCCGUUUACGGUGGAGAGGACUGCCAUCAUGGCGUCUGGACGGAAGCCAGCGAAGUGAGAUGAAAUGCGCGGAAAUUAGCAGCUUGAUGUUUGCUCGUGUUACUGAGUUUGGUCCUCUUCAUCUCAGUUUCCGUAUCGUGUCACAAAAUGGUCCCAGGCUCGCGUAGGCUUAUCCGUGCCCUCAGCUUGGUGUCGAGCGGACGGUCGUCCGAGGAUUGGUGUCUUCAGUCGCCUGCGGGAAGUUUACAGCCAGUAGAAAAUGGAAAGCAGGACAGUUCGUCAACAACGCUCAGCAAGAUAUUGUGAAUUAGGAUUGCCC